Messenger RNA from Lampris incognitus (smalleye Pacific opah), 1023 nucleotides. RefSeq names its product RING finger protein 24-like. The record is from RefSeq and is a predicted model, not a curated record. Lineage: Eukaryota; Metazoa; Chordata; Actinopteri; Lampriformes; Lampridae. Gene Ontology annotation, cellular component: endomembrane system. Gene Ontology annotation, molecular function: ubiquitin protein ligase activity. The transcript is spliced from 6 exons. The coding region runs from base 1 to 492 and encodes 163 amino acids.
AUGGCGUUCAUCACAAAGUCUUCCGGGAAAGCUGCUCUCGUGGGACUCAUGGGUCCUCAUAAGGUGUUGACACACCAGGCCGAUGGUCGGCUGUCGGCCAAUGUCGGGCUGAUGGCCGACCGUCCAGCGACGGUUUUGUCUUUGUUUGAUGGCUGGGAGAGCUGGCGUAGGAUCGGCUGGAAGAACUUGGUUUGCUGCAUCUUAUUGAGGCGACAGGGCACAAGAGAGCACUAUGGCUACAAUCAGGUGGUUUUGAAAGGACCAGGGAAGAAGUUGAGCCUUCUCGGUCAAACCUGCCCCGUGUGUUUGGAGGAGUUUCGCACCAAGGAUGAGCUGGGAGUGUGUCCGUGUUCCCACGCUUUUCACAAGAAGUGUCUGCUGAAAUGGUUGGAGAUCCGCAGUGUGUGUCCCAUGUGCAAUAAUCCCAUCUGCCGUCUUCAGCCCAACCGUCAGCAGGGGGCCGAGGGGCCACAGAGUACCCUAGAGGUCUAAGAGAAAAACAUGUCCCACACCACCUCACCUGCUUCAGUCUGCCCACACUUCAGGGUAGCUUGUUUCCAAACUUUGAAAGAGGUUGUAAAUGUAAAUUCACCCACCUGACCCCAGCUUUGAGAAUAUCUAGUCCUCUUCCAGCAGUCUGUUGAAUUUGAGUUUUUUUUUAUGUGCAGAAACUACAAGGACAAGCAAAUGCAGACACGAGCAUGUCUCCUGUCACACAGAGCAGGUCAUAGAGACUCGAUUUUGUUACAAAACUAAUAUGGGAAACAAAGAAGAAGCUGGGAUGUUUAUUUUGGAUGCAGUUGAUCAGUCAGUAUAUUCUGUUAGAUUCUGCCCGGCUGGUUGAAGAUGGCGUGGUUGUUGAGUAUUACCAUUACUUACUUACUUACUUACCGUUACUUCAGAUCUGAAGUAACCAGCUUGUGAAAAUAACACGACAUAGUAGUUUACACAUUGUCUUUAAGUUAUUUCUAAGGAAUUUUGUAUUGUAACAAGCUUCCAAUAAAACUGUUUGUUUCAGUGAUA